GCGCGUUCGCUGGAAUUCGAUAACAAGGGGCACAAAUUAAACAUUUUUAAAUGAAAGCGCGUGGAAUUCGGCGAACAAAUUAAUUUUAGCUUGGUAUGGAAAACGUAAGAUGGUCUAGUCUUUUUAAAAUUUCAAUACAUAUUCGAGACGCUUCGAUUUUUGGCCUAUCGACGGCAGUAUCACCACUAGAAGACAGCGGAAAACAGCUGGUUUUUGAAAUGAAAAGGAUAUGGAUAUUUCCAUUUGACCUUCGAUAGUGCGGCAAUGGGGUUGAAAACAAUGGAAACCUAGGUGCUAGCGAUGUACAUUAGGAUUGGAUUGAAUAGUUUGAUAUCUCUGGUGAUUGUCAUCCUGGUGGCAGCCUACCUCUACCGACAUCCGGGAGGAAAUGCUGGCACCAAGAAGGCGUCCAGAAGACCACCAAAUCCGGAGGAUCCACUGCCGCCCUCCAACUCGCCGCUCCACCAAUUCUCCCGAGCGGCCGUUUGUUCCGACAGCGAUGUAUGCAGCCAGUUGGCCAGAAAAGUCCUGAAGAACGGAGGAGGUGCUGUGGAUGCCGCCCUGGCGGCCCUGAUUUGCAACGGACUCAUCGGGAUGCAGAGCAUGGGCAUCGGUGGCGGCAUGGUGAUGAACGUUUACGUUGCCAAGGAGGGCAAAUCCUACAGCAUUCUGGCCAGGGAAAUUGCUCCGUUGGCACUGCGGGCGGAGAACUUCUCGUCGUUUCGCGAUGAGCAGGAUUUCAAGCGAUCCGGAUGGGCCAUAGCCGUGCCAGCUGAAUUAGCCGGAUAUGCGGUGGCCCACCAGAGAUUCGGGCGGCUGAAGUGGAAGGACUUGGUGCUGCCCACUUUGGAAUUGUGUCGUCGUGGCUACCGAUUGUACAAGCACCAGUACGAUGCGCUCGUACUGAAUCAGGACAUGAUUAAGGCCGAUCCUGGCCUGCGCCGGAUGUUCAUCGAUCCGGGUACCGGGCGCUUCUGGCCAUUGGGCCAUCUCAUCCGCCCCUCGGCUGAACUGUGCACAACCUACGAUAGGUUGGCCACAGAGGGACCACUUAGUUUCUACAGGGGUUCCAUCGCCGAUGAUCUGUUGGCCGACUUAAAGGACGCGGGCAGUGCAAUAACUAAGGAAGACCUCAACCAAGCCCACGCCAAGUUGAGUAGCGCCAUUGUGCUGCCCCUGGAUGAACAUGAUCUCCAUUUGACCCCUCCACCUGGAAGUGGUCACGUUCUCGGCUUCAUCAUGAACAUACUGAAGGAGUUCCGGCCGGAAUUCUCGAGAGCCGGAACUAUGAGCCCACGGGAGAUUCAUUUGAUGGUCGAGGCGAUGAAGUUUGGAUUCGUCAAGCGAUGGCAACUGGACGAAUCGGCCAGCGAGGAGCUUUUGGCGAAUUUGACCAGUUAUGAAUUGGCCAAAUCCGUGGCCAGGCAAAUCAACCACACACAGACCUUUGACCGCCCAGAGUUCUAUGGUGCUGCCCCUGGCAUUCAAAUACGAGAUGAACACGGCACUGCGCACACAUCAGUGCUGCAUGAAAACGAUGCAGUUUCAGUGACCAGCUCCAUCAAUUUCUAUUUCGGCAGUGGACGAACUGGCAGACGCACAGGUGUAAUCUUUAACAACGCCAUGUCGGAUUUCUCCAUUGAGCAGCUCAAGAACUAUUUCGAUCUGCCCUUCGUGGCUGGCACGAAUGGUGUAGCUCCUGCCGCCCGUCCCAUGUCCUCCAUGAGUCCUGUGAUUGUCACGGAACGUGCCACUGGCAAAGUUCGCUUGGUUGUGGGUGCCGCUGGCGGUACCAAAAUAAUCUCCGCCCUCGUACCCCUUCUCGUGCGCAUCCUUUGGCAGGAGGCGAGCAUCAAGGCCGCCAUCGAUGCCAGUCGCAUCCAUCAUCAAAUGUUGCCCAACGUCCUGCUCUACGAAUACGGACUACUCCAGAGCUAUAUGGAGAGCUUGAAGGAUAGAGGACAUCGAUGCGAGCGCUAUGAGAACCGCGGAUCCGUCAUUUGUGGCAUCGCUCAAGAAAAUGGCACCAUCUGGGUGAACUCUGAUUUUCGGAAGCCAGGUGGGGUUAGUGGAUUUUAAAAAGUCUGAUUCCAACGAUGCGUCUCUGCUGACUUUUCUCAAAUUAAACCAAGAAUGGUAGCAAAUAUAUAGUAUUACAUCAAGUAUUAAUAAUGUUCUGUUUUCUAACAGAAACUUAUUCAGACACGUUCAUUGCUCAAAUAUAUGAUUUAGACAAUUAUUUUUCAAGUAGUUAGUAUGCCAAACAUUUAAUUUAAUAUAUGCUAUCGCUCGAGAGGAAAAACAUCGAGUAUUUGUUUAAACUUUGUGUUACUUUAAUGGUGCCUAGAUAUAAAAAUAAUUUAUUUGUAAUUCGUAUCAGUUACUAAAAUAAUUUAAGUAAUUUUUAAGUAUUCAAGUAAUAGCCUAGGUGUAAGCCUACUCAUACAGACGUGUAAAAGUGCUCUCUGUUGCGGUGGCAACAAAUAAAUAGCGUUAUGUAUAAGAAUGUUGCAAC
Molecule: messenger RNA, 2515 nt
Organism: Drosophila erecta
Lineage: Eukaryota; Metazoa; Arthropoda; Insecta; Diptera; Drosophilidae
Product: glutathione hydrolase 1 proenzyme
Exons: 4
Coding region: 301-2079 (592 amino acids)
Biological process (GO): glutathione catabolic process
Cellular component (GO): plasma membrane
Molecular function (GO): glutathione gamma-glutamate hydrolase
Source: RefSeq, a predicted model, not a curated record